AUGGUGGAUACUCGCAAGGGGUCUUAUGUGCCUAAGCAGUCUAGAGAUGCACCUAAUGUCAUCACCUCUUCGCCUCCUCCAGGUGAGGCCUCUAGUAGGUUGCAGGAGUCUUUACGUUCUGAGCCAGUGCCUAAAUUUGGUGCGUCUACUGCUCCUGUUUCUCCUGCUGUGCAUGCACAACGAGCUUCUGAGGCCAUUAUGGAUUCAGAUGAUCAGGAUGAUGUUUCGUUAAUUCGAUUGUUAAAGAAACCUUCAGAGCCAGUUAUAACCGAGAGCCUCCCUUCUGAUCCCCCGAGUUCCAUUCACUCUCAAGAGAGCUCAUCAACCGAAAGGAUACCUCCUGAAGACAUUCCUCCUCUUACUAAUGAUCCCAUUGCACCAUCUUCUGAAGGAAGGCCAGAAUCUCCUAAAGGUUCUAAACCCCCAAAAAGAAAAACUCAACAGCUAAGGAGAAAUGUUACCACAAAAAUAGGCAGAAAGAAAAUUCCUGCGAAUGUUCCAUUUGUUCCUAUUGAUGGAAUUUUUUUUUACCACGAGGAAAACGUUCAACGCUGGAAGUUUGUGAUGCAGAGAAGAAUUGCCGAUGAGCUAAUUAGAGAAUUUAUCGUCAAUAUGCCUGGUGAGUUUAAUGAUUCGAAUAGUGCUGAUUAUCAGAUGAUGCACAUUAGAGGGUUCAAAUUUGUGAUUUCACCUGUUGUGAUAAAUGGUUUUCUUGGAAAUACUGUUGAUUUUGACUGCUCUCUAUCAUGUCCUACUACUGAGGUUCUAGCUACUGUCAUAUCUGAAGGGACCUUGUCCACAUGGCCAGUGAAUGGAAUUUCUGCGACUGCUCUCAGCGUCGAGUAUGCCAUUCUGCACAAGAUUGCCAUUGCCAAUUGGUUCCCUUCCUCACAUGCCUCAAGCAUAUCUGCUACCUUAGGUACAUUUUUGUAUCAAAUUUGCAAUGAUGAUAAAGUAGAUACGGGUGCCUUCAUUUACAAUCAACUGUUGAGGCAUGUUGGGUCAUUUGAGGUCAAGGUUCCUAUUGCUUUUCCACGGUUGUUCUUCACUCUGCUACUUCACCUAAAUGGAGCGGUGCUUACUACAACUGAUGCUCCUGGACCUGAACCUAAGACAAUUGCACUUAGCUACAGACUCUUUCAAGGCAGUCAUGUGCCUGAUAUUGACCAUGAUGAUGAGUCUGCUGAAGGCUUCUAUGUGGAUCGUGAGUUAGCCACCCGCAUUGUUAAUUCCUUGAUUGUUGAAUCUUGUGCACUGACUAACUCUAUCACUCUGUUGUCUGAACGUCGAUCAAAGGUUAAUGCUUCCAUUCGACAUUUGAAGUCUUCGACACUAUCUACUAGUCGUCAGCAACUACCAUUCGGUUAA
Cucumis melo (muskmelon) is the source of this 1368-nucleotide messenger RNA. RefSeq lists its product as uncharacterized. Lineage: Eukaryota; Viridiplantae; Streptophyta; Magnoliopsida; Cucurbitales; Cucurbitaceae. The transcript has 5 exons. The record is from RefSeq and is a predicted model, not a curated record. The coding region runs from base 1 to 1368 and encodes 455 amino acids.